AUGAACCACCCCGAAAGCAAGAAGCCUACCGUCCUCCACCUCGGAGAGGAAAUCAAAUACAACCACGCCUUCUACCAGAACGACUUCCUGCCCCGAUUCGACGUCGUGCGCAGCGAAGCUCCCGACCGAGCGUCCUUCAUCCGCGACUUGCAGAGCGGGAAAUACGGAGACUUCUCGGCCAUCUUCCGCCCUCACUUCCAGUCCGGCGGCGAGAUGGGCCAGUGGGACGACGAACUCAUCGCCCUGCUGCCCGCGAGCGUGCGCAUCUUCGCCUCGGCCGGCGCAGGCUACAACUGGGCGGACGUGGACGCUCUGGGCAAGAGGGGAAUCUACUACGCCAACGGAGCGGGCGCUUCCGACGAGGCCGUCGCGGACACGGCGCUGUACAUGAUCCUGUCCGUCUUUCGGAAUUUCACGCGCUCGCAGCUGGCGGCGCGGACGUGUGAUGGGGCAGUUUUCCAGGCAACGCAUAGGCUGAUCGCGACGAUAUCGGCGAAUCCGAAGGCGCACGUGCUCGGGCUGGUGGGGUUUGGGAGGAUUGCGCAGAGGGUGGCGUGCAAGGCGAAGAGGGCGCUGGAUAUGUCGAUCCACUACUUUGACGUGGUGCGCGCGAGCGAGGAGGAGGAAAGGCGCGUGCAGGCGACGUAUCACUCCUCGGUGGAGAGUCUCUUGGGCGUGGCGGAUUGCGUCUCCCUCCACACGCCGCUCAACGAACAUACCAGAGACCUGAUCAAUGCCUCCACCCUCUCCCAGAUGCGACGCGGAAGCCGUCUCAUCAACACCGCGCGAGGCCAGGUCGUGAAUGAGGAAGCUCUCAUCGCGGCUCUGGAAACAGGUCACAUUUCCGCCGCGGCGCUCGACGUGCACUACCACGAGCCUCACGUCUCUCCUCGCCUUGCGAAGAUGGAGAAUGUCACGCUGACCACCCACAUCGGCGGCGGAGCUCUCGAGACCAGAGUCAACUUCGAGCUGCUUGCUAUGAAGAAUAUCCUUGCCGCGGUAGGGCCCAACGGUGAGUUUGGCGGAAGACCACUCACGGCUGUAAAUCUGGCGACUUUCGACGCGGCAUGA
Lecanosticta acicola is the source of this 1071-nucleotide messenger RNA. NCBI's taxonomy places the organism in Eukaryota, Fungi, Ascomycota, Dothideomycetes, Mycosphaerellales, Mycosphaerellaceae. The record is from the annotation of a GenBank genome assembly.